Molecule: messenger RNA, 4225 nt
Organism: Cynoglossus semilaevis (tongue sole)
Lineage: Eukaryota; Metazoa; Chordata; Actinopteri; Pleuronectiformes; Cynoglossidae
Gene: ern1
Product: endoplasmic reticulum to nucleus signaling 1
Biological process (GO): mRNA processing; IRE1-mediated unfolded protein response; protein phosphorylation
Cellular component (GO): IRE1-TRAF2-ASK1 complex
Molecular function (GO): RNA endonuclease activity; ATP binding; protein serine/threonine kinase activity
Source: RefSeq, a predicted model, not a curated record
CCAGGCACAGACCAACGCUGUUUCUGGUACUGCCGCAGGGUCAAUGCGUUUAACAUUUUAAGUCGAUAAAAGCUUUCGUAACGUCUGUUUGUGAGCCAAACACGUUUUCUAUGUAGCCCACAACCACGCGGACUGACUGUCUGUCCCGGUGUAAGACCAUAAACAUGGAUUGGACAGCGAGCUGCCGGGCCCUGCUGUGCUGCGUAUUAGCGCUGCUUUGCUGCGCCGCUUUCACACACAAGGGUGUUUGCAGUGCCGGCACUGUUUCCCUCCCUGAAAGCCUGCUCUUUGUGUCCACCCUUGAUGGAAACCUGCACGCCGUGAGCAAGAAAUCAGGAUCCAUCAAGUGGACCCUGAAAGAAGAUCCAGUUCUUCAGGUCCCCACGCAUGUGGCAGAGCCGGCGUUUUUACCUGAUCCGAAUGACGGCAGCCUGUAUUCUUUAGGAGGAAAGAACAACGAAGGCCUGACAAAACUGCCAUUCACCAUCCCAGAGUUGGUGCAAGCUUCACCCUGUCGCAGUUCUGAUGGAGUCCUUUACAUGGGUAAGAAGCAGGACCUGUGGUACGUGGUGGACCUGAUGACUGGUGAGAAACAGCAGACUCUGACGUCCUCCUUUGCUGAGAUGCUGUGUCCCUCUUCAUCCCUUCUUUACCUGGGACGUACAGAGUACACCAUCACCAUGUAUGACACAAAGAGCAGGGAGCUACGUUGGAAUGCAACCUACAGUGACUAUGCCUCCACCCUUCCUGAUGAUGACACCAAAUACAAGAUGGCUCACUUUGUGUCCAAUGGCGACGGCCUGGUCGUGACCGUGGACAGUGAAUCUGGGGAUGUGCAGUGGGUCCAGAAUUACAACUCGCCUGUGGUUGCUUUGUAUAUCUGGCAGCGUGAAGGCCUACGAAAGGUUCCCCACACCAACCUGGCAGUGGAAACCCUGCGUUACCUGACCUUUAUGUCUGGAGAGGUCGGCCGCAUCACUCAGUGGAAAUACCCGUUUCCCAAAGAGAAGAAGCCACAGAACAAGUUCAUGUCCACUCUAUAUGUGGGUAAAUACUCCACCAGUCUCUAUGCCUCCCCCUCUCUGGUCCAUGAUGGAGUCACUGUGGUGCCUCGUGGCAGCACCUUUCCAAUGCUGGAAGGACCCAGUAGCCAGGAAACAGAAGAGGACAAAGAGUGUGUCAUCACACCCAGCACCAGUGUGAAGUUCAACUCUGCACUGAGGGAGCAAAACCGCAUCAACUACAUGAGGAACUACCUGCUUCUAAUAGGUCACCAUGAAGUGCCACCUGAAGCUCACACAAAGAUAUUGGAGAAGUUUCCCGACAAUUUCCCUCGCAAUCCAGGCAACGUCAUUCCCCCUAAGACCGAGAAGAAAGUAGAGGAGAUGGUGAAUGAUAGUGGAAUGGAUGAAGGCCCUCCUUCCGCAAUGCCUGAAACAUCAAUUGUAGAACCUCUGUCCGGUGGACGCUCCAACCGCCCUGAGGCUCCUGUGGACUCCAUGCUCAAAGACAUGGCCACCAUCAUCUUCUCUACCUUGCUCCUGGCUGGAUGGGUGGCCUUUAUGAUCACCUACCCUAAAAGUGUCCACAAGCAGCAGCUGCUGCAGCACCAAGAGUUCCAGAGACAGAUGGAGGAGCGGCUGGAGCUUCUGCAGAGGCAGCAGCCGUUUCCACCUGCAGAAGUGGGCCUGGGCUUGGCCCAAGACAGCGACUACCUGGAGGUUGCACGUAUCCGCUCGGAAUGCUCGGAUCACAGCAGCCCAAAUGUCACACCUCGAGCAUCCAACCACUCUAACAUGUCCUUGUCAGAGUUUGGCAGCUCGGCCAAUGAGCAUGAAGAUGGAGAGGAAGAGUCUAGUUUGGUCCGUGUAGGUAACAUAACAUUUUAUCCCAGAGAGGUGUUGGGUCACGGGGCUGAGGGCACCAUUGUGUACAGGGGUCAUUUUGACAACCGCUCAGUGGCAGUGAAGAGAAUUCUCCCAGAGUGUUUCAGUUUUGCCGACAGAGAAGUUCAGCUGCUGAGAGAGUCGGACGAGCACCCCAACGUCAUUCGCUACUUCUGCACAGAGAGAGACCGUCAGUUCCAGUACAUCGCCAUCGAGCUCUGUGCUGCCUCACUCCAGGAGUAUGUGGAAAGAAAGGAUUUUGACCGUCAUGGACUGGAGCCAGUCAUGCUUCUGCAGCAGACCAUGUCUGGACUGGCACAUUUACACUCACUCAACAUCGUGCACAGAGACCUAAAGCCCCACAACAUUCUGGUGUCCAUGCCCAAUGCCCAUGGUCGUGUGCGGGCCAUGAUUUCUGAUUUUGGCUUAUGCAAGAAGCUAGCAGUGGGUCGCCACAGUUUCAGUAGAAGGUCUGGGGUUCCGGGAACUGAGGGCUGGAUUGCACCUGAGGUUCUUAGUGAGGACUGCAAAGACAACCCAACCUGUGCUGUUGACAUUUUCUCUGCUGGCUGUGUGUUUUACUACGUCGUGUCCAUGGGCAGCCACCCAUUUGGCAAAUCUCUACAGAGGCAAGCCAACAUUCUGCUGGGCAACUACGGCCUCGACCAUCUACAAACUGACAAACACGGGGACAUUGUGGCCAGAGAACUAAUAGAGCAGAUGUUGAGCAUGGAGCCCCACAAGAGGCCGUUGGCUGACAGUGUCCUCAAACACCCUUUCUUCUGGAGCCUGGAGAAAGAGCUACAGUUUUUUCAGGAUGUUAGUGACCGAAUAGAAAAGGAACCGCUGGACGGACCAAUCGUGAGACAGCUGGAGAGAGGAGGGAGGGCUGUUGUCAAGGGUGACUGGAGGGAACACAUCACAGUUCCACUGCAAACAGAUCUGCGCAAAUUCCGCUCCUAUAAGGGAGGGUCAGUCAGAGACCUGUUACGUGCAAUGAGAAACAAGAAACACCAUUACAGAGAGUUGCCUGCCGAGGUACAGGAGACUCUGGGCUCGAUUCCCGAUGACUUUGUCUCCUACUUCACUUCCCGGUUCCCACACCUGCUAAUGCACACCUACCUGGCCAUGUGGCACUGUGCCUCCGAGAGGCCGUUCCUGCCCUAUUACUCUGCAGUGCAGCCUGACAAAAAUGCGGCCAUGCACACACACACUGGGCCACAAAGACCAAAUGAGCUUUGCACUCAAGAGACCACGUCAACACACACAUCUGUGACGUCCCCACAACUGCAUGAACCUACAGGUUCAACAGAGCCAGUGCAGGUCUGUCAGUCACCCGCGGUGCCCUCAGGGUCACAUGAUGAGCCUCUACCUUCACAUUUGCCUGUACAGACAGUGGUUUCUGAAGUACACACUCAAACAGUAAACUUUGCAUUUGUACCAGAAGGGCAAAUGGAUUCACUCAAGCAAAACGACUGUGUUCAAUCUGAAUUGCACAUCUUGCCAAAUUCUCCCACACUGGACAAAGAUCCAGUGUGACCUGAGUUCUUUUUUUCAUCCCAGCACAAAUGGGAAUCUCACCUUCAUAAAGCGAAAGGGUGUGUAGUUGCUGCGCUUUGUGCUGGUGAGGACCAGGCCUGCAGUGCCUGGGAUCCACUGCCAGGUGCCGCUGCUGCACUUCUCUGUUUUAAGUGCCUUUCCCCUCAACUGGCUUGAAUUAUCCACGUCUGCCUCUAUUCAGAGGAGGUCAAAGACCUACCAGAGUCUCAGAGGACGACAGAAAAAGAAAGAUGUCUUCUGUGUUGUUCUUGAACAUGUGGGUACUUUUAUUGUGCAAUGUUGUAUUUCUGAGUGAGUUAUUUCACUGCACAUAUACUGUAUGUAUAUUUUUGUACAGUCCGAUUCACAAUAUGAAUCACCAAUGGAAAAUCAUUCAAAAUGGCCAAAGUGCCUUUUUAAGCAUCACUGUACUGUGGGUGCAGAUCUUUAUAAAUGACUAUGCUAAAUGUGCUUGAUUCCAGUUAAUGCUGCUAGACCGCUCAUCCUUUGUCAAUCAUUACGUUUGUGCUGACUCAUUCAGAGUAAUUUAAAAUUAAUUGUUCCAGGGCGUGGUCAGGGCUGCUUUGAAUACAGUUUGUAUUUUUUAUUCAUGGGUCAUUACGUAGAUGUUUGAGUUUAAUGGUCAAUUUUAAGGGUCUCAAAGUGAUGGCAAUGACUUGACAUUAAAUUCUAUUUUUAUAAAAGGACUGUGUUUUCAUUGUGAUUUUAUUGUGUUAUACCUGCAAAUGUAAUGUGAGAAUUUUUAAAUAAAGUCAAUAGCUUCAUGGAGUGAAGACAAA